Messenger RNA from Hyla sarda, 7883 nucleotides. It is a transcript of the gene MYO5B, whose product is annotated as myosin VB. NCBI's taxonomy places the organism in Eukaryota, Metazoa, Chordata, Amphibia, Anura, Hylidae. Bases 619 to 5751 code for a protein of 1710 amino acids. The transcript is spliced from 39 exons. Gene Ontology annotation, biological process: vesicle transport along actin filament; actin filament organization. Gene Ontology annotation, cellular component: cytoplasm; actin cytoskeleton; myosin complex. Gene Ontology annotation, molecular function: ATP binding; microfilament motor activity; actin filament binding. The record is from RefSeq and is a predicted model, not a curated record.
UAUUAAACCCCUGAUUGGUGCACUCCUUCCCCCCCACCCAUGGGACAUACCACUAUAGUUGCCAACAAGUUUUACAGGCGGGGGAGGGGGCUAAAACCUUGCCUGUAUAUUUCUUAACCCCUUAACUGCUCACCAGUCAGGGGGCAAGCUAGUUAUGCACAGCUUGCCCCUCCAGGACCUCCGGUCACUGUGUCAGCUGUCAGUCUCAGGACCUGUAUGUGCUGCUGUAACUGCAGUGUACAGGUCCUGAGUUCUGACAGGAUGACACAGUGGCUGAUCUGUAUGUGUGUCUGGACUCCACUGCCAUAGCCACUGCAGGGGAGGUGCAGCGCGUCCGGGCCUCCUUGGGAUCUUGGGGCCCUUACUGGGGUUCUGGCGUACCCCGUGGCUCUAGACUCAUUACCUCACCUACGUAAUCCGGAUAUUCUGGUGGGAGAAAAUGACCUGACGGCGCUAAGUUACCUCCAUGAACCCGCAGUUCUCCAUAACCUCAAAGUCCGCUUCUUAGAAUCCAACCACAUCUAUACAUAUUGCGGAAUUGUGCUAGUUGCCAUUAAUCCUUACGAGCAGUUGCCAAUCUACGGCGAAGAUGUCAUCUAUGCCUACAGCGGGCAAAACAUGGGCGAUAUGGACCCUCAUAUAUUUGCUGUGGCAGAAGAAGCAUAUAAGCAGAUGGCCAGAGAUGAGAAGAACCAGUCAAUCAUUGUCAGUGGAGAGUCUGGGGCUGGGAAAACUGUGUCUGCCAAGUAUGCCAUGAGGUACUUUGCCACCGUUGGGGGAUCUGCCAGUGAAACGAACGUGGAGGAUAAAGUCCUGGCAUCAAGUCCCAUUAUGGAGGCCAUUGGAAAUGCCAAAACCACCCGGAAUGACAACAGCAGCAGGUUCGGGAAAUACAUCCAGAUAGGAUUUGACAAGAGAUAUCACAUUAUUGGUGCUAAUAUGAGAACCUACCUGCUCGAGAAGUCACGUGUUGUGUUCCAGGCGGAGGAAGAGAGGAACUACCACAUCUUUUACCAGCUCUGCGCUUCCUCUGGUUUGCCCGAAUUCGCCGACUUUUCACUAUCACAAGCGGAGGAUUUUUUUUACACCUCGCAGGGAGGUGACACGGUCAUUGAUGGGGUGGAUGACGCGGACGACUUUGAGAAGACCAGACAGGCGUUUACACUUCUGGGAGUCAAGGAGUCGCACCAGAUGAGCAUAUUUAGGAUAAUAGCUUCCAUUCUGCACUUGGGGAACAUAGAGGUCAUCUCAGAGCGGGACGGGGAUUCCAGCAGCUUGUCGAAGGGAGACCCACAUCUUAACCACUUCUGCACGUUGCUCGGGGUGGAGCACGACCAGAUGGAGCAUUGGCUGUGCCACCGGAAACUGGUCACCACGUCGGAAACUUACGUGAAAACCAUGUCUGUGCAGCAAGCCAUCAACGCCAGGAAUGCGCUGGCCAAGCACAUCUACGCUCAGCUAUUCAACUGGAUAGUGCAACAUGUGAACAAGGCUCUAUACACCACCAGCAAGCAACACUCAUUUAUCGGUGUGCUGGAUAUAUACGGGUUUGAAACAUUCGAGAUAAACAGCUUUGAACAAUUCUGCAUCAACUACGCCAAUGAGAAACUACAGCAGCAGUUCAACUCGCAUGUGUUCAAACUGGAGCAAGAAGAAUACAUGAAAGAACAGAUCCCAUGGACCCUCAUUGAUUUCUAUGAUAAUCAACCCUGCAUCGACCUGAUUGAGGCCAAACUUGGAAUCCUGGAUCUCCUGGAUGAGGAGUGUAAGGUCCCCAAAGGCACGGACCAGAACUGGGCUCAGAAGCUGUAUGACCGGCAUGGCAGCAGUCAGCACUUUAAGAAGCCUCGGAUGUCUAAUGUCUCUUUUAUUGUCGUUCACUUUGCUGACAAGGUGGAAUACCAGUGUGAUGGAUUCUUGGAGAAAAAUCGGGAUACAGUGUAUGAAGAGCAGAUUAAUAUCCUGAAGGCCAGUAAGUAUCAGCUGGUCGCAGAUCUUUUCCAUGAUGACAAAGAUCCCGUCCCUCCAACUUCAGGUGGAAAAUCUAAAGUUAACGUCAGACCAGCAAAACCAGCCAUGAAAAGUGCCAACAAAGAGCACAAGAAAACUGUCGGACAUCAGUUCCGCAACUCUCUGCAGUUGCUAAUGGAGACUUUAAAUGCGACAACUCCUCAUUACGUGCGCUGCAUUAAACCCAAUGACGAUAAGAUGCCAUUCAGCUUUGAUCCAAAGAGAGCCGUGCAGCAGCUGAGGGCUUGUGGUGUCCUGGAGACAAUCCGAAUCAGUGCCGCAGGCUAUCCAUCCAGGUGGACCUACCAUGACUUCUUCAACAGAUAUCGCAUAUUGAUGGAUAAGAAGCAUCUUUCUCAACCUGAUAAGAAAAUCACCUGCAGAAACCUGCUGGAGAAUCUUAUAAAGGAUCCAGACAAGUUCCAGUUUGGGCGGACCAAGAUCUUUUUCCGUGCUGGGCAAGUGGCUUAUCUAGAGAAACUUCGUGCUGAUAAGUUCCGAGCUGCCACCAUCAUGAUUCAGAAGACAGUACGUGGCUGGUUACAGAGGCUGAAGUAUAAGAGGAUGAGAGCUGCCGCCAUCACCAUCCAGAGGUGGACACGGGGGUACCUUGCCCGCAGGUGGGCCGACCAUCUCCGCAAAACUAAAGCAGCCAUCUGCUUCCAGAAGCAGUACCGAAUGAUCCGCGUGUAUCGUGUCUACCAGAUGGUCCGAAGAGCGGCCAUCACUAUCCAGGCCUACACCCGGGGCAUGUUCGAUAGGAGAGUUUAUCGAGAGCUCUUGCUUCAGCACAAAGCUAAAAUCAUCCAAAAGCAUCUGAAAGGAUGGGUCGCCCGCAAGAAUUUCAUCAAGUUCCGCAGUGCCGCCAUUGUUAUCCAGUGCUACUUCCGCAGGAUGAUGGCGCGACGCGAGCUCAAACAGCUAAAGAUCGAGGCUAGGACGGCAGAGCACUUCAAGAAGCUGAGCGUGGGGAUGGAGAACAAGGUGGUGCAGCUGCAGAGGAAGAUUGAUGAACAGAACAAAGAGCACAAAGACCUGAAGGAACAACUUGCUGCCGUAACGGUGGCGCGCACAACAGAAGUGGAGAAGCUGCAGAAGGAGCUGGAGCGGCAGCGACAGAACCAGCAAGACGAGAACCAGCUGAGCAGCCUACAGGAGGAAAUCGAAUCGCUCAGAGAAGAACUCGCCAAGAGCAGGGACGAGAGGAAGAUCACCGAGGACUUGUAUGCCAACGAGAAGAAGCAGCUGCAACAGAGGAUCGCUGAGCUAGAAGUGGAAAACGCUCAUUUAAAAGAAGAUAAAGAAGAACUCAACAAAAGAAUCCUCCUCCGCUCUGAAGAUGAGUCUACCCAGAGUGCACUCAAGGAAAACCAGGAACACCAGAAGGACCUGGAAGAAGAGAGAGCUCGCUACCAGAACCUAGUGAAGGAAUACACCCGGCUGGAGCAGAGAUAUGACAACCUGCAGGAGGAGGUCACUCUCAUCAAGCAAUCACCAGGACAUCGCAGGAACCCAUCAAACCAAAGCAGCCUGGAAUCUGAUUCCAACUACCCCUCAAUAUCCACCUCUGAAAUUGGGGACACAGAAGAUACCAUUAUGGAGGUGGAGGAAGUGGGGCUGGAAAAGGCUGCGAUGGACAUGACUCUGUUCCUGAAGCUGCAGAAGAGGGUGAGAGAGCUCGAGGGGGAGAGGAAGAAGCUGCAGAACCAACUGGACAAGAAAGAGCAACAAGAAAAUAAAAAGUCUCAGGUAAUUGAGACAGCGAACGACACAGACCGUGACACAGACAUCGCCUACAACAACCUGAAGAGACAAGAACUGGAGUCUGAAAACAAGAAGCUGAAGAACGAGUUGAAUGAACUUAGAAAAGCCAUUGCUGAUUCAGCAGGAGAUGCAGACUCCAACGAAGAGUCCGGUGGUUACACCCUCCUCCUGAACCAGCUGAAGUCUGCCAUCGAGGAGCUGGAGGUGCGGAAGGAAGAGGUUCUUAUCCUGAGGACACAGAUCGUGAACUCUGCCCAGCAGAAAGAUGCCGACAAGAACAAGGAAUCAGAAGCAAACUGGACUAACAGCAACAAAGAGAUGGACCAAGAUGAUGCCAUUGAGGCAUACCACGGCGUCUGCGAGACAAAUAGAAAGACUGAGGACUGGGGGUAUCUAAAUGAAGACGGUGAGCUGGGCCUGGCUUAUCAAGGCUUAAAGCAAGUUGCCAGACUCCUGGAGGCCCAGCUACAGGCGCAGAGCCAGCAGCACGACGAUGAGGUGGAGGCGCUGACCGAUCAGAUCGAAGUGCUGAAAGAAGAAAUGGAGAAACAGCAGCAAGUUCUGCUCCAGGCCAUGCAGUUGUCCCCGGAGGCGCAGGUGGAGUUGGGACUACAGCAUGAGAUCACACGGCUCACAAAUGAGAAUCUGGACCUGAAGGAAUUGCUGGAGAAGUCGGAAAAGAACGAGAAGAAACUGAAAAAACAACUAAAGCUUUAUCUGAAGAAGGUUCAAGAAUCUGAAGGAGCGGUAGACAUCAUUCAGCCGGAGAGGAGGCAGUCUCAACUAAACAGACAGGUGACAGUGCAACGCAUCGAAAAGGAUUUCCAGGGAAUGUUGGAGUAUUACAGAGAGGAUGAGCCUCUUCUCGUCAGGAACCUCAUUAUAGAUCUGAAGCCACAAUCGAUAUCUACCAGUGUGCCGUGCCUGCCUGCAUACAUCCUCUUUAUGUGUAUCAGACACGCAGACUACGUCAACGAUGACCAGAAGGUUCACUCCCUCCUCACAUCCACCAUCAAUGGCAUAAAGAAGGUGCUGAAGAAACACAAUGAUGAUUUCCAAAUGACGUCUUUCUGGCUGUCAAACUCCAGCCGGAUUCUCCAUUGUCUGAAGCAAUACAGCGGGGAUGAGGGUUUUCUGACGAGCAACUCUGUCAAGCAGAACGAGCAUUGCCUCCGCAACUUCGACCUCACAGAGUAUCGCCAGGUCCUCAGUGAUUUAUCCAUCCAGAUAUACCAGCAGCUCAUAAAGAUUGCUGAAAGCCUAUUGCAGCCAAUGAUAGUUUCGGCCAUGCUGGAAAAUGAAAGCAUCCAGGGCUUAUCAGGGGUGAAGCCGACUGGUUAUCGGAAGAGGUCGUCCAGCAUGGUGGACGGAGGCGACAACUCGUACAGCCUGGAAGCCGUGAUUCGUCAGCUGAACUUAUUCAACAGCAUCAUGUGUGAGCACGGCCUGGACCCGGAGAUCAUACAGCAGGUCUUCAAACAGCUCUUCUACAUGAUUAAUGCAGUGGCCCUGAACAACCUCCUGCUGAGGAAGGACGUCUGCUCCUGGAGCACUGGCAUGCAGCUCAGGUAUAACAUCAGUCAGCUGGAGGAGUGGCUUCGGGGGAAGAACCUGCACAACAGCGGAGCCGCACAGACCAUGGAGCCGCUGAUCCAGGCAGCACAGCUUCUGCAGCUGAAAAAGAAAACCCAGGAGGAUGCGGAGGCCAUAUGUUCCCUGUGCAAUGUUCUUACCACACAGCAGAUAGUAAAGAUCCUGAACUUGUACACGCCAGUCAAUGAGUUUGAGGAACGUGUGACGGUCGCUUUUAUCAGGAGUAUUCAGGCUCAGUUACAGGACCGAAAAGACCCUCCCCAGUUGCUGCUAGACUCCAAGUACAUGUUCCCAGUUUUAUUCCCCUUUAACCCGUCAUCAAUCACCUUGGACUCUGUUCAUAUACCCGACUCCCUCAGACUCGACUUCCUCAACAAAGUUUGAAAAAAAAAGACUAUUUUAAAUUUUUUUAUGAAAAAAUAUUAUCCAGGAAAAGAUAUAUAUAUAAACAUAUAGAUAUGUAAAAUCUGAGGACCAAGAUGCCACAUGCUAAGGAAAAAAUAGUCUGAUUCUCCACAGAAGCUGAUUUUAUUUUAUUCUUUUGCAAUGAAAAAUUUGAUUAUUUUUUAAAGGAAAAAAAAAUCCUGUAAAAACAGUAAAAAAAAAAAAAAAAUGUUUACAUCCCGAUGUGAUUCUCCUAAAGUAACGGAGGCAAAGAAGAAGCUGUUGUUUUAUAAGGAACCUCUGGCGUCUGCGUCUUGUUUUACUAUGUAGAAUCAGAGACUAUAUAAGCGGACGGCUCACAUGAAUUUUAAUGUCAGGCUGUAACAUGAACAUAUUAUUUAUCGGAUGCAGGACAGUAUUUUCGGUGGCACACAGGUAGACUUAAAUUAUAUUGGUUUUGCUGUAAAUAUACAUAAGAGAUUUAAGGCAAUGUUAGUUUAUCAUUUGGCACACAUCACGGUGAUAUCACAAUAUGCUAUCUGUGGUUUUACAUAGGACUGCAAGUAAUCCUACUGCAUCUUAAAGCUGUUGUCCAUAUACCCCAUUAGGUAGGUUAAUAUAGGGGGUCCUGUGACCAGAUUGUAAAGCGGCUACAAAGAGUGUCUUUGGAGGACCUGUCCUGUCCUAUGUUAAACAGACAAACUUUUUUAUAUAUAUAUAUUGAGAGUGUGCUCUCAAUUCACCCAAGUGCAAGUAAAAAGUGCAAGUGUUCACACAAAAAAAGCAUGCACAAAGGAUGCGGUCUAUCACAAGCCUUUCUCCGAAAGGAGAGAGGCCCCCCAACAAACCUUACCCUUCGCCUCCGGACAAAAAGGUGCCUGCGAGGUUCCAGGUUCGAUGUCCCUUUUCGCCGAAGCUACUAAGGGACCACAAAUGCUCCUGGCCUUUUACUUGAAUAGACAUUGUGUAAUAUUUAGUUUCACCUGUGGUGGCGCUACUGGUGUGCCAAACUUCUGCUGCCUAGGAAGUAGCUGGGUGGAGCAGGAAGUAGCUGGGUGGGACAGGAAGUUGCUGGGUGGGACAGGAAGUUGCUGGGUGGGACAGGAAGUAGCUGGGUGGGACAGGAAGUAGCUGUCUGACAACUAUCAUUGCCAACUAUAUUAGUUUUUAUGGGGCGGCUUUUUAUGCCACCUUAAGCACCCCCCCCCCCCCCCCACCUUCCCUCUAUCACUUUUCUUGUAGUUUGUAGUAGUUCAAGAACCCUUGGUUGUACUUGAUGGACAUGAGUCUUUUUUCAGCCGUACUAUGUAACCCUCUUCCAUCCUCAUCACUGCGCACACACGCUGGAAUCAAUCUUUGCCUUUGGUCCUUGACCAUGAGUUUUUUUGACCAUGAAAGAUUUGUCAGAGAGAGACCAAAGCCUGAAAGGAUUUUAUUUUUAUCUGAAGAGUUAAGUAACAAGGAACGCACACUAAACGCCUACUAUAAUAUAGAAUAUAUCAUUGGUCGUGCGCAGCCAUAGAUGGGUAGACUUCCUACAACACUAGCAGUCAGUGAUAUCAUAUCAGCGUAUUGGAAAAGCCUUAUGUGUUUAUUACUAGACUUAUCAACCCUCUUAUUUGUCUCCAGCUAGAAAUGGAAGACCCUGUAUUGGUUGGAGACUGAAUCACUAAAAUAGCUAUAUCCCCCCAUACUUUAUACCAUAUUCUAUUUUCCUUGUUUCCUUGGAUCCAUGGAAGAAGCAUCCCUAGUAGUCUAGUGUGUUUGUCUUGCGAUCCCUGGUGAUCUAGAUCAGGGGCUACAGUAAUGAUCCCUGCUGGUCUAGAUCAGAAGGCUACAGUAAUGAUCCCUGGUGGUCUAGAUUGGGGGGGGGGGGGCUUCAGUAAUGAUCCCUGAUGGUCUUGAUCAGGGGCUACAGUAAUGAACUCUGCUGGUCUAGAUCAGAAGGCUACAGUAAUGAUCCCUGGUGGUCUAGAUUGAGGGAGCUUCAGUAAUGAUCCCUGAUGGUCUAGAUCGGGGGAGCUUCAGUAAUGAUCCCUGAUGGUCUUGAUCAGGGGCUACACCAAUGAUCCCUGGUGGUCUAGAUUGGGGGGGGCUUCAGUAAUGUUUCCUGAUGGUCUUGAUCAGGGGCU